This is a messenger RNA of Prorocentrum cordatum, 342 nucleotides long. The record is from the annotation of a GenBank genome assembly. Lineage: Eukaryota; Dinophyceae; Prorocentrales; Prorocentraceae.
AUGAGCCAGACCGUGAGGCGAAGGGCUCCUCUGAAGAAACGCAAAUGCCGCGCGCCCUCCACGCGCUCUCGCUCCGUGCACUCCGCUUGGUUCUGGCCGUCGGAGGCCAAGGAACCACCAGAGAGAGCGAUAAGUAUACACAAUGUUCCCAGGAUCGGGAAGGAGGGGAAGGAGGAGGAAAGAAGGGCGAGAGCAGAGAGACAAGGGGGGGCACGCAUGAGGGCGAAGACCGACUUGGGCGAGCUGGCCCGAGGGCGCUUCACGGCGCACCCACAGCUGAAGCCGAAGCCAAAGCUGAAGUGCCCAGAAAGAUGGAAAGGGCCCACCCUGCAGGUUGUUUGA